Lytechinus pictus (painted urchin) is the source of this 549-nucleotide messenger RNA. RefSeq lists its product as uncharacterized. Bases 1 to 549 code for a protein of 182 amino acids. The record is from RefSeq and is a predicted model, not a curated record. Lineage: Eukaryota; Metazoa; Echinodermata; Echinoidea; Temnopleuroida; Toxopneustidae. The transcript has a single exon.
AUGCCACCAGAGAUGUUCGACGAACUGCUAACAAGAGUGGGCCCGAGUAUCACCAAACAGAAUACAACCUACAGAGAUGCCCUCGAUUCUGGCCUGAAUCUUGCUCUCACCCUUCGACAUCUUGCGUCUGGGACCAAGUAUCGCUCAAUGUCCUAUGGAUGGAAAAUCCCUCACGAUACCAUAUCCCUGCUCAUCCCAGAAGUGUGCCAGGCCAUCAUCGAAGAGUACAAGGGUGAGAUGAUGAAGUGUCCCACCACUCCCGAUGAGUGGCGUGCCAUAUCUGACCAGUUCAUGGAGAAGUGGAACUUCCCCCAUACCUGUGGUGCACUCGAUGGAAAGCAUGUCAGCAGCAAAUGUCCUCCAAACAGUGGUUCUCUUUACUAUAACUACAAAAGAUUCUACUCCGUUGUCCUCAUGGCACUCGUGGAUGCUGAUUAUCGCUUCAUCUGGGUAGACAUUGGUGGUAUGGGAUCGGCAUCAGACGCUCAGAUCUACAAUGCUUCUGAGCUGAGAGAAUGUGUUGAAGAUCUUCUGAAGAUGGCAGUUUAG